CAUCAACGUUCUAUUUCCCCUUCUAUAUAUAGUGGCGCCCUGCGUUUAGCUUGAUUUCACAGCGGAAAGCAUUCUUCAGUUCUGUUCAGAUAUACCAAGCUUCAGAUUGCAGUUGACGAUUCAAUGGCGGAGGAAGUGAUGUUGUUGGACUUUUGGCCGAGCCCGUUCGGGAUGAGGGUCAGGAUUGCCCUGAGAGAGAAGGGCGUGGAUUUCGAUCUGAGGGAGGAGGAUCUGAGCAACAAGAGCCCCCUCCUCUUGGAGAUGAACCCAGUCCACAAGCAAAUCCCCGUCCUCGUCCACAGCGGCAAGCCCGUCUCCGAGUCCCUCGUCAUGGUCCAGUACAUCGACGAGACCUGGGGUGGCCGGUCUCCUCUCCUGCCUUCGGAUCCUUACGAGCGUGCCCGCGCCAGGUUCUGGGCCGACUAUGUGGACAAGAAGACGUACUUGGUGGGGCGAAUGGUGUGGCUGUCGACGGGGGAGGCCCAGGAGGCGGCGAAGGAGGAGUACAUCGAGUGCUUGAAGGUGUUGGAGGGAGAGCUCGGGGACAAGGCCUACUUUGGUGGCGAGAGGUUCGGAUACGUGGAUGUGUCGCUGAUACCGUUCUAUAGCUGGUUCUAUUCAUUGGAGGAAUCGGCCAACUUCAGCAUCGCGGAGGAGUGCCCCAAGCUGGUGGCGUGGGCGGAGCGGUGCAUGCAGAGGGAGAGCGUGGCCAAGUCAUUGCCCGACCAGUACAAGGUCCACAACUUCCUGUUGGAGCUCAAGAAGAAGCUUCAGGCGCAGUAACAACUCUUCGAGUCUCUGGUUAUGGUCGUCAUCUCAUGAUUCUAAUGUUCAAUAACCCCUCUCCUUUGGACGAGGCCGUAGCGCUUUCUUUUUACGUUCAUGUUUUCCCUUUCUUGUUAUUCGGAGUGAUUCUGGAUCAGUUAGUAAAAUUAUACACAUCAUUUCAUGA
This is a messenger RNA of Rhodamnia argentea, 952 nucleotides long. RefSeq names its product glutathione S-transferase U19-like. The record is from RefSeq and is a predicted model, not a curated record. The transcript is spliced from 2 exons. NCBI's taxonomy places the organism in Eukaryota, Viridiplantae, Streptophyta, Magnoliopsida, Myrtales, Myrtaceae. Gene Ontology annotation, molecular function: glutathione transferase activity. Gene Ontology annotation, cellular component: cytoplasm. The coding region runs from base 124 to 783 and encodes 219 amino acids. Gene Ontology annotation, biological process: glutathione metabolic process.